This is a messenger RNA of Metarhizium robertsii ARSEF 23, 1803 nucleotides long. Its product is annotated as Metallopeptidase, catalytic domain protein. Bases 1 to 1803 code for a protein of 600 amino acids. NCBI's taxonomy places the organism in Eukaryota, Fungi, Ascomycota, Sordariomycetes, Hypocreales, Clavicipitaceae. Gene Ontology annotation, molecular function: metalloendopeptidase activity. The record is from RefSeq and is a predicted model, not a curated record. Gene Ontology annotation, biological process: proteolysis. The transcript has 3 exons.
AUGAAGUUUUCUAGCUUGAUCCUGUUUUCUGGCGCAACUUUGGCCGCUGCGCUUGCGCCACCCAUUCCACCUGGCCAGGGUGCUGCGGUAGGGACUUCUCCUCGUUCGAAUACUCAUUCCUACUUGAAGGCGCGCGCCAAAGUCGACCCAAAGUGCGACUCAAAGCAGAAAAAAGACAUCAAGAAAGCCCUCGACGUUUGCCGAAAAAUUGCCAAGGCAGCGGCCGCAGCAGCCCGUACUGGGGACGCAGCACGGCUCGAAACUUACUUCCACACGUCAGACCAGGCAUUCCGAAACAGAAUUGCCACUUUGUACGACGACAUUGCACAAGAGUGCAAAGACGGCAAAGAUGGGCUGCUGACCAUCUCCUGUGAUGCAGCAGAUGCUCAAUGUCCCAAUCCCGAGGACCCAAACACCGUCGCCUACUUCACCAGAGGAACAGACACCGUCACACUUUGCCCUGCCGCUCUCGCAAGGCCCGUCAAACCAAAGCGUUGCGGCGAGCGUAGUCUCGCUGGCGUGCUUAUCCAUGAAUUCUCACACGCCCUGUCGUCGAGUCUUGUGGUAGACCACAGGUAUGGAAGAUUCGAGUCGACACAGCUUACCCGCGACCAAGCGCUGGGUAAUGCAGAUACAUUUCAAUGGUUUGCUAUCGACGCGUACCUAAACUGCCCUGCGCCUACCGCCGACUCACCACCAACGUCUGAGCCUGUCGCAGGACCCAGCGGCCUCUGCCAACAACAUGUCUCGAAAGCAUUGGAGCCAACCCGGGCCAAAUCCAAGGGCAAGAAAUUGCUGUUAUCCGAGGUGGUUCCCGACGUUCAGCAAGCUCUUUGCACUGCACGCCCGGCCGACCAGCCGCCAGCCAACACGGCAACAGACGCUACGCGCUGUAACGAAGGCGUGUCUGAGUUGCUUCAAGUCUUUGAUGAAGUGCCAGAAAACGAAUUAAGCGAGUAUUUGGCAAGCGAGGAUAUCGUAAAGGACAUGUGCUUUGAGCCCAGCGUACAUAACAACAUGCCAGGUUUUGCAUCGGAUCAAGACGGUCUAAAUGAGACUCAACCACCUACCGAGCCCGCGCCGGAACUGGACCAGAGCUCAUGGCCGCGGUUCGUUGAACAAGUGCAGCAGCAAUUCAACAUCGCAGAGCAGCAACUCCGCACCUAUCUGGACGCCGGUAUCCAAUCUCUGCAGCAAAAUUAUCCCCAAGUAUACCGGCUUCUCGAGCGCACCUUUCCCCUUGCUAUAAACGUUCUGCGGGAAAUGGCCACGGCGCAAAUCCGAUUCACCUCAUGCCUGCCCGACAAGCCGCGCAGCAGCCGACGACUCAAAGCUCGAGCAGACCAAGACGUCUGCAAAAAGGUACUGGCUGCCAUCGGCCAGCCCGCUCCCGCCGGCUCACCACCUGACAAGACGCCGCCGUCAACAACCCCCCCAUCAGAGCAAAAGGACUCCGAGGACAGCACGACCCUUGCGGUCGCCAUUGGCGUCCCCGUCACUGCCGUCACCGUCGCCUUUUUCACGACGGGCGACGGGGCAGCGCUCAUUGCCUCGGUCGCUACCAGUCUCGGAAUCAGCACUGAAGUCGGCUCUGUUGCUGAGGCUGUGACCGCUGCUCUGAGCCGGGUCACAAGCUCGCUUACUCAGGUGACUCGGCAAGCCGUGCAGAGGAUCAUUGGACGGGUAUCGCGUCUAGGCCACCGCGUGGCGAACCCGCUCCUGAGGCAGAUUACUAGCCGCGCCUUGCGGUCGGCAACGGCGCGGGCUAGCGAGCGCAUUCCACUAUUGUCCUUUUCUGGCUAA